CUGGCAUCUCAUCCUCUCUCUUCUCCUCUGUACCCCAAUGGCAUUAGAGGGACAAGGCACAAUGACUGCCACCUCUGAGAGCCACCUAAAUGACCAAAAUGUCUUGAGGGGCACAAUCAGCAACAACAGAACUGGCCAAGCUGCAGAGACUGGCUCUGGGACAAUAGAGGCCACGACACAGAGUCCAACUACCCCCAGCCCUGUGGCUUCCACCUCUGGCACCUCUCCUGCCUCAGGUACCACCGAGGCCAGGCCUUCACCCACUCUGGGCAGCAGCAUGGAGACACCAACACCUGGACACCCCUCCACAGCCCUCCCAACGGGACAGCCCAAGGUGCAGGGGACGGCCACCUCACCUCCCACGGGGAGCCCCUCGCCCUCCACAGCCACAGCCUCUGCAGGCAGCAGUGCCACCACUCCUCAUGGAGAUGAGGAGAGCUCCACCACGACCCAGGGGGACAUAACAACAACCCAGCCCACUGCCAACACCACCCACUCCCUCCCUUCCACACCCCUGAUGUCCACAAUGAAGGUGACGGGUGGAGAAGGGAGGACAGACACUACAACCAUGGCAAUAACGUCAGGAGGGGGCUCACUGAGGACAUCCAGGAGUGGUGCAGUGAGCCCAGCAUUCCCAACAACAGGAACUGGCACCACCACUGGCCCAGAGAGUGGCACUGCUUCCUCCCCGUCCUUCGGCUCAGCAGUGACGAGCCACUCCUCCUCCUCCUCUCCUGAGGGCUCCUCACCUGUGACUGCCAGCCCACAGCAAAGUGGCACCAGCAGCACCACUGAGAUGCUCUUGGCCACCACAUCCCACCCAUCCGCAUCCCUCGUGUUCUCCACUGCUGGUGUUACAGACACGGGGUCAGACACUGUGACAGCAGAGGAGGUGACACCCAGCCCAGCUCCCAGCACAGCCAGCACGAACCCAGUCUCUUCUGCCUCCAUCCCCUCUCCUGCCUCAGAAACCACUGCACCCAGCCGCUCACCUGCACCAGGCAGCAGCACGGAGACACCAGCACCUGGACACCCCUCCACAGCCCUGGCCUCUGCAGGCAGCAAUGUCACCACUCCUCCUGGAGAAGGGGAAAGUUCCACCAUGAACCAGGAGGACAGGACAACUGAGCCCACUGCCAACACCGCCCACUCCCUCCCUUCCACAUCCACGACGAACCUUAGUGUGCCAACAUCUGCUAAUCCUUCUUCUACUUGCUUGACCGUGUCCAUCAAAGUUCAGAAUGUGACUGCAGAAGAAAUACAGCUCAGCUGGACCAGCAGCAGCAAAAGCAGCUUCUACAACAUCUCUGUCAAGGAUGGUGGAAAGGAGAUUCGUACAGCAACUACAAAUGAGACAAAAGCUGUGUUUCAAAACCUGCUUCCUGGCCAUGUGUAUGACAUUUCUGUGUCAGUGUCAUCCUGUGCUGAGAACAAUCCUGCUUCAGUCACUGUCCGAACAGAUUCUGGUUCCUGCUUCAAAAGAACUGAGUUGUGUUUAGCACAAAGUACUGGCUGUUCUGACUUGAAAAGCAUUGUAUGCUCCAAUAACCAAGCAUUUGCCUGCAGAGUUUGGUUAAAAAAUGAGACAUUUAAUAAUACACUUUAUAACUCUGAUAGUGAAAGCUACAUAACAAUGGCUGAACGUUUCAAAACAGAGGUUGUUGCAGCAAUGCACGCUGAACUGGGGAAUAACCACUCUGACGUUUUUGUGCUGGGGUUCAGACCUGGCAGUGUGAUUGUUGAUUUUCUCUUUCUGCUGCCAAAAGAAAAAGCCAUGGAUGUGGAUUAUAUACAGACCCACCUGAGUAACGUGCUAAGGAGCAAGUAUGGGAGCCAAAGUGAAGUGCAAACUCUGUCUGUUCAGUCAUCAACUGACAACAGCUCCUCCUGGAGAGUAGCAGUGAUUGUCCUUGGAGUUUUACUUGGAGUUGCAUUAGUGCUGAUUCUCCUGGCAAUAGUGUUUUACAUCCAUGUGAGGAGAAGAUCAGGUAUGGAUUUUUCCACAUUGUACACGUGGUAGAGUGAGGAACAGAGAAACUUCUCUUCAGCCUAUCCCCUAUAGGUACUGCAAUGACUCUUAACACUGAAAAUCUAGAGAGACAAGACCCAAACUACUCAAUACUGUAUUUAGGUGACACUGAAAACAGGGUGACUGAGCCUGGUAGCUGUGGCAGGUCACCUGAAUGCUCAGCUGAGCCCAGAGUCAUCCUGUUGAGUUUUGUGCACUUGCCCAAGGGUGAUUCACCUCCCCUGAGACUUUUAUCACUAUAUAAAAUUAUAUAUAUACAUACAUAUAUAUAUAUGUAUAAUAUAUGUAUAUAUAUUAAAAGGCAUAUAUAUACAUAUAUAUGUAUAUAUAUGCCUUUUUCUCUCCUGUGACUGCAGAAUGAGCCCAGAGUAAUUAACAUUAAAGCUUGAUUAGGAGUUUGGAGAAAAAUUGGAUACAUCUCUGUUAUGUGGACUUGCUAGAGAAGUCUGGUGGACCAGAAACUUGAUUAGGAGGCUCCUGAAUUCAAGGUUUCUAUAAUUGCUGGGCUAUGAAGAAAUAACUGCUUAUAUGUGUCAAAUGUAUAGCAUGCUAAAUACAGCUGUGCUUUCACAGCAUAAUCUCAGAGAUGGGGAAGGCAAACAUUAGGUUAAUUUGAGCCAAAAGUAUUUCACUCACCUAUUGUUGCCUGUCAGAAAUGGUUGGCUGAGCAAGGACGUGCCAUAUAAUGCAAUUUUAUCCUGGUGAAGAUACAUUCUGUCCCUACGAUGGUGGAGUUUUUCCUGCUUGGAAUGUGCUGAACAGAUGAUAAAGGGGCAGUUUACUGCUGUGCAUAUUUCCAGCAGGAUUUAUGUGUUUCAUUUCAAACCAGCUCUCCCUGUAUCUGUAUAUUUUGUCAGUCUGCCUACAUUUGGAAUUCCUGUUGAGGCACUGAGCAUCCCAUGAUGUUGAGGCCCUGGCUCACAGGCCCUGAACAGCCCUGGUUUUUGGGGGAUUAGGUUGUGGUUAUUUGGCACAGAUUAGAGUACACUGGUGCCAGAACUGCAGCACAAGCAGUGUGGAGGUGCACAAGCAACUCUGCUCUGCUCCAUGUGCAGCCAGCCUUCAUUCUUCUCAUCCCUCCUUCCCCGUGCUGUAACACAGCUCCUGGGACAGCCCUGCUGAGGAUCCUGUCUGGAAUAUUAUUUUUAGUAGCAGGGACCUAUGAAACAGGGUCUUGCAUGCCUUGCUCUCCCUUUCCUUCCAUGUAGGGUCAGCUUGUCUAUCCUGAUUAAGAUCUGGGGUGUGGAGUCACAGACACCUCACUGGUGGGAAGAGAGUGAUUAGUACUUGUUAAACUUACAUUAUGUGGCUUUUAAAUAUAGCUAGCUCUGGUGUUCUACUCACUGAGCAGUCACUCAACAAUGUAUUCUGUCAGUAAAUACAAGUUCUCCAGGGAGCUCCACUGAAAAUAAAAAUGAGUGCUCUCUUAUGUUAAUACUCCUUUAUUUCUUUUUUGAGGAAUCUGCUUUGAAUAGCAAAUCCUCAUUGUCAGUAAACCUUUCUGAUGUCCUUGUAAAUAGUGUUAAAUAGAGACCAUGUACAGCAGGCUUGAACAACCCUGGGACUGUUCAUGCAAAAUGUAUUUAAUGUCUUGGGGGGGAAAAAGAAGUGGUAUUUUUAACAAUUUUCUUGAAGAUGCUUUACAAAUAAAAUCUUUAUUUUUACAAUUGUG
This is a messenger RNA of Vidua macroura (Pin-tailed whydah), 3701 nucleotides long. RefSeq lists its product as uncharacterized. Gene Ontology annotation, molecular function: protein binding. NCBI's taxonomy places the organism in Eukaryota, Metazoa, Chordata, Aves, Passeriformes, Viduidae. Bases 38 to 2020 code for a protein of 660 amino acids. The transcript has 8 exons. The record is from RefSeq and is a predicted model, not a curated record.